AGUUCUCAGACUUUUCUAUUUCUCUCUCUCUCCUGUCAUUCAGAUAUACCUCCUGCUGCUGACUCUAGACCUCAUCUCUCUCCUGUCAUUCAGAUCAACAUGAAGAUCUCUAUCUUUGCCGGUGUUCUGCUGCUCUCUCUGUGCCAACUGUGCAGUUGUGUUGCCCCUGCUUACCAUCUUAGGGGGAUUGAUGAUAACAAGUUUGAACGAGAGCAUAUCGUGGCUAACCUAUGCACCCAGGUGAUGAUUGACAGAGGAUUUGAUGUCCUCGACAAAACCACCUGUAAACCGGAGAAAACCUUCAUCAAAGCUCCAGUGGACGAGGUCCGAGCCGUCUGUGGGGGGAAAGGAAGUGGAGUCAGCAAAGAGAACUUUAAACUGGUUGAGUGUAAAGUUGAUCCUGCUCAUAACAAGCCUCCCAACUGUCAGUACACGGUGGAGGAGGUGGAGAAGAAAAUCCUGGUCACCUGUGUCAAAAACCAACCUACUGAGUUUAAAAUACAAGAGUAAUCUGUUACUACAACUGAUGAAUCAGAGUAAUCUGUUACUACCUGAUGAAUCAGAGUAGUCUGUUACUACCUGAUGAGUAACUUGUGUCUCCUGUUGAAUAAAACACGUGACAGUGUAACUCUGGGUCUGUUUUUAAUGUUGUCAAGUUCACUCAUUCAUGAAGUAGAUGUAGGUAAAACUACAGAUCAAUAUAAUAACAAUAACAACAACAACUUUUGUAGUUUUAACUGUAAGAAACCAUCUGAUUCUCUGAAGACAAGAAGUCUGAAAACUGCAGACAUUAAACAUACAAUAUGUAACUUUAUGCCACUAGGGGUCU
Molecule: messenger RNA, 829 nt
Organism: Perca fluviatilis (European perch)
Lineage: Eukaryota; Metazoa; Chordata; Actinopteri; Perciformes; Percidae
Product: ribonuclease pancreatic A-like
Exons: 3
Coding region: 100-510 (136 amino acids)
Molecular function (GO): nucleic acid binding
Source: RefSeq, a predicted model, not a curated record